UUCCAGGACGAAUGAGCUUGCGGAUGCGUAAGCCAAAUUUAGAUGCAUUUGCACUGCUUCCAGCAGGUUCAGCCGCAGGCUUUUCCUUCACCAAGAGAAGCUGUUGAAAAAUGAAGAUCCCAGUUGAGAAGCAUUGUUGCUGUGGGUGCAUGAGCAAUAGGAAUGGAAGCAUCACCAUUGGAGUCCUGCGGGUGAUUUGCUAUUGCUCUCUCAUUGUGGAGAAGCUGUGUGAAAUGGCUGGAUACAUUGAGAGAAUGCAUUUCGAGGAUUUCGUCUCAGAAGAGAGUUGGUUAUCGCUUCUGAAGCAAAUUGAAGCAUAUACGAACCUCAACAUGUUGCAAAUGAUGGUCUCGCUUGUGUACAUCGUACCCGAUUUCCUUCUCAUUCAUGGAGUUCGGAAGAAGAAGAGGAGACUGAUGGUGCCCUGGUUGUGUCUGAACUUCCUAGAGUUGACCGCUGUCCUCUUGCUUCUGCUCUUCUUCUUCAUUGUACUCCUCGUGCUUCCUUACGACAAAGGAUGGUGUUCUCCUUAUGAUCUUCUUCGUCUUUACUGUCACAUUCUUCAUUGGAUUUUCCAUUGAGGUCCACUUCUUCCUCGUCAUCUAUUCCUAUUUCAAGACGAUGGAAAUGUGCUAUGUGGACAUCUUGAUCCCUGCAGUGCGACGCUAUCCAGCCGAGAAUCAAAACAUUCUUCGCCUCGCCGAAGGUGCCCAGACACCAUGCAACACGGAAAGUAUUGACACCCUUCGCGAUGUGGGAACUCGUGACGAAUCUGCGAGGGAGAUCGGCGAGAAGUACUCCCAACUGCCUCCACAGACCUCAGAUGUAGAGACCAAAUGGACUCUAUUUCGGUCUGGUGUUUCGGCGGCGGCAGCAAGAGUGUUCGGGGAGAAGCGCAUCGGAGUGGCUCCACGCUCGCGAGUCCCCAUCUCCCUCAUCCCAGCAAAUUCUCUCACGCCCAAACCCAACGCCUGCGCGCAUGAGGCAGACGGACGCAAUCGAUCUGGGCUGGGGAUGCCGCAGGAUCUCGUUCCCUCUCGCCCAUUCCGCUCGGGUCUUUCGUGGAUUGCCUGUGGGGAUUCUCCAAGUGCUGAUGAAACUAUCAGUUUCGUCAUGCCAUUGUCCAAUGAAGAUCGUCGGUCGGCUGUGAUCAGUUUGCACGAAGCUGGGAAGUCUCCCACCGAGAUUUUCCGACUGCUCCAGAACAAUGGCUACAACCGGAACUUCAUCAAACGUACAAUUCAGCGGAACGCGGUUGACAUGAGUCGCGGAUACACGGGGAGACUGGAAUUCCAGGAAUACGUUUCAGAAGAGACAUAUAAGAAUCUUCUUAUCUCCAGCAUGGUCACAAUUCCGGCGAUCCUCAUAGUUGAUUCCCUUCUCAUUCAUGGAGUUCGGAAGGGGAAGAGGAAACUAAUGAUACCAUGGUUGGCUCUGGAGCUCCUGGCGCUGAUCGUUGUCAUAAUAAUUAUCGUCGUGUUUUUCAUAAUACUUAUCGGAUUCCUUAUCACGACAAAGAAUGGUCUCUUCUUCAUCAUCUUCAUCGUCGUGGCUGUCGUUUUCAUAAUCGCAUAUUCCAUUGCAGUGCACUUCUUCCUCGUCGUCUACUCCCAUUUCAAGGAACUCCAGAAUCUCGAGCAUGCCGGAGAAGAGCAACGCACCGACGGCAAGCAGGAAAAUUUCAACGCUGAGAUUGUCUCAUACCGUUCGCAGGAGCAAGAAGUGUGAAUUUCAUCGACCAAAAAAUUGUCGUUGGGCUUCC
Darwinula stevensoni is the source of this 1762-nucleotide messenger RNA. Lineage: Eukaryota; Metazoa; Arthropoda; Ostracoda; Podocopida; Darwinulidae. The record is from the annotation of a GenBank genome assembly.